Messenger RNA from Siniperca chuatsi (mandarin fish), 5141 nucleotides. RefSeq names its product catenin (cadherin-associated protein), delta 1 (gene ctnnd1). Gene Ontology annotation, cellular component: adherens junction; plasma membrane; nucleus. Bases 229 to 3099 code for a protein of 956 amino acids. The record is from RefSeq and is a predicted model, not a curated record. The transcript has 24 exons. NCBI's taxonomy places the organism in Eukaryota, Metazoa, Chordata, Actinopteri, Centrarchiformes, Sinipercidae. Gene Ontology annotation, molecular function: cadherin binding. Gene Ontology annotation, biological process: cell-cell adhesion; cell-cell junction assembly.
GUACACGGAAGUAACCGACCAGCCCGCCGCGUCACAGACCACAAGCCAGGAGUCAAAGUCCAGUGUCGGCUUACUUAUCAAUUUUCUAUUAUGUAUUGUACCCGAGACGCCCACUCUCCGCGGACAGUGAAGCUGCUUGGUGCUUUCAGCUGUCUUUUGAUGUGGUCAGCCACUGGUAGAGGAGGGAGACGGGACUGGUGGUGGAGCAGCGAGGGACAAAACGUGUGAAUGGAGCAGUGUGCGAGUACGGCCUCCCUGCUGGCCUCGGUGCGGGAGCAGGAGAGGCAGUUUGAGAUGCUGAGCCGAGCACUGGAGGAGGAGCGGAGGUCGUGUGCCGGCACCCUGCCCCGCCCCCUCCCCAACAUGCAGAACGGCCGCAUUCCCUGUGAUGCAGACAUAGAGAGGCUGACACUGAACGAGGGUUACAUCAACGGGACACAUCACUUCAGGAUGGAGCCUGGACAGGUGGUGCAGGAGACAUACACGGUGGAGGAAGACCCCCAGGAGUCGCCACCUGUUGUCUCUGUGGAGACCACUGAAGAUGGGACCACGCGGCGCACAGAAACCACGGUAAAGAAAGUAGUGAAGACAACCACCACUCGCACAGUCAUCCCCUCCCUGUCAGACACACUUUCCCUGGAUGGCGGGGGCUCAGUGACAGGUAUGGGGGGCUACACUGCCCCCAUGGACCGGGUCUACAGGCAGGCCCCCGGAGGUGGCAUGCCCAUGGACUACCCCACUCACACCGUGCCCCGCAACUACCACUACGGACCGCCAGGGGGCUACGACGACUACCGCACUGGACCCCCGACUGAAACCUACGCAAGCCUCAGCAGGGGAGCUCGCAUGGAUGAUCGCUACAGACCAAUCCAUCCAGAUGGUUACAGAACUCUGGAUCCAAGCUACAGAGCCCACAGCAGGAACAAUCUGGACCCUUAUGCUGCUCAGCCACAGGUUGGGCGUAUGGGAAGUGCCAUGGAGCUAUCCUCCAUCCCGAGGUUUGUCCCAGAGCCGUACGGUCUGGAGGAUGAUCAGCGCAGCAUAGGUUAUGAUGAGCCCGACUAUGGCAUGGGACACCCAAUGCACUACAGCACUGUGCCCCGCAACCACCAUGCAUUCCCCCAUGGGCCCCCACGCAGGGCUGGGAGUUACGAGGGCACCUUGGAUGGUGACAUGAGCGGUCCAGGGGACAUUUACUAUUGGGGAGGAGGAGCACCGCUGGCCCAGGGUGAAAGAGGUAGCAUGGCUUCAUUGGACAGCACUCUAAGGAAAGGUCCCGGCCCCAGUAAUUGGCGUCAACCAGAGCUGCCAGAGGUCAUCACCAUGCUAAACUACAGGCUGGACCCCGUCAAGAGCAACGCAGCUGCAUACCUGCAGCAUCUCACCUAUAAGAAUGAUAAAGUGAAGUCUGAUGUGCGUCGUCUGAAAGGCAUCCCAGCGCUGGUCUCUAUGCUUGACAGCCCAAACAAAGAGGUUCACUAUGCAGCCUGUGGAGCACUAAAGAACAUCUCGUAUGGCAAAGAUCCAGACAACAAGAUCGCCAUCAAGAACUGUGACGGAGUGCCGGCUCUGGUCAGGCUGCUGAGGAAGACCCAUGACCAGGACCUCACUGACACUAUCACAGGGACGCUGUGGAACCUGUCGUCUCACGAUGCGGUGAAAAUGGAGAUCGUGGACCAUGCACUGCACGCCCUCUCCGACGAGGUGAUGGUGCUCCAUUCAGGCUGGGAGCGAGGGAGCAACGGAGCAGGAGGAGGAGAGGAGAACUGCAAGCCCAGACAUCUUGAGUGGGAGACGGCCCUCACCAACACAGCAGGCUGCCUGAGAAAUGUGAGUUCAGAGCGAAGUGAGGCGAGGAGAAAGCUGAGGGAGUGCACAGGAUUGGUUGAUUCGCUCAUGUACAUCGUCCAGUCCCAGGUUGACUGUAAAGACGUUGACAAUAAGUUGAUAGAGAACAGCAUGUGUCUGCUGAGGAACUUGUCCUAUCAGGUGCAUCGUGAAAUCCCUGGCUAUGAGCGCUACCAGGAGACCGUGCCCCUCAACCAGGGCCCCGCCCCCUCCAGCCAGAAGGGCAGCUGCUUCAGCUCCCGCAAGAGCAAAGAUGAGUGGUUUUCCAAAGGUAGGAAAGAUGAUGAUGCAGCUGCAGACACAAUAGACAUUCCAAAGAGGACCACACCUGCUAAAGGUUAUGAGCUGUUGUUCCAGCCGGAGGUGGUCCGCAUCUACACCUCUCUGCUAAAGGAGUCUAAGAACCCCACCGUGCUGGAAGCCUCGGCUGGAGCCGUUCAGAACCUGUGUGCCGGACGCUGGACUUAUGGGCGAUACAUCCGUGCCUUGCUGCGGCAGGAAAAGGGUCUACCUAUGAUAACUGAGCUGCUGGCCCACGGCAACGACCGCGUGGUCCGCGCCAUGUCUGGAGCCCUCCGCAACCUGGCUAUUGACGCACGCAACAGAGAUCUACUAGGUAAACACGCAGUGCCUCACCUGGUGGCCAACCUGCCUGGCGGCGGUCAAAGUCAGCCGGUGCGAGCGCUGUCAGAAGAGACGGUGGUGUCGGUAUUGAGCACGCUCCAUGAGGUGCUGGGCUCCAGCCUGGAAGCAGCCAAGACCCUCAGGGCCUCACAGGGAAUCGAGAGACUGGUGCUCAUUAACAAGGAUGGUAAUCGUUCUGAGCGGGAGGUGCGUGGGGCCGGCCUGGUGCUGCAGACAGUGUGGGGCUACAAGGAGCUGCGGCGCACUUUGGAGAAGGACGGCUGGAAGAAGACAGACUUCAUGGUCAACCUAAACCCUCCCAGCAACAACACCAGGGCCAACGGAGGAUAUGAGGACAGCACUCUGCCACUCAUAGACAGAGGGGGCAAAGGGGACCGGGAAAUGAUUCCAAUGAAUGACUUGGGACCAGAUGCUUACUCCACACUGGACCAGAGAGGGAGAAGGAACACUCUGGAUAACACACUCGAACCUGCUGACAAAGAUGCAGUACAGGGAGGGAUGUAUGGGGAGAGGCAGACCUCUUUGCCUCUCAUGGAUUCUUACGAUGAAAAACUGAUUGUGUGCAUCACAAGACGACAGCCUCCUCCCACCUACUGCCCUUGCUGAACUGACAAUGGGGGACCACUACACUACCGAUGGGACUAAACACUCAACUCUUCUGUCCCUCUUCACUCUUUUGCAGCUUCUCUUCUCUCGCUCUCUCUCUUUGAUACAUUCCUCCAUUGCAGCUGACAAACUAAUGAAACCACAUGGAAAAAAGUGACGUGGAUCAACGCUCCCUGUGGACAAACCGGACGAGACACUAUGACCACUUUGUGUUCUGCGAGUCCCUGAAACACUAACCACUUGAUCAGAUCCCAUGGCCACGUGCAUCCCAUGUGUCUCCACGCAACAACACUACGACUUGCCUAGACAACACUAACUCUCUCUUCGAUGAAAAGCAGAGACUGGUCAUCUGAGAACUGUUCUAUUUCUUGGAAGCUGGAGCGUCGACUUAGACUAAUUAAGCUAAUUAGAAAGAUCAGAUCUGUUGGGAUCAGAAUAGGACACUUUUUGGUGAAAUUUUACAUAAAUGGCUAUUACACUCUGUUUCAAAGAAAUCGAGGGAAUGUGUUAUUUUUUUUUCUUUUUUUCUGAUAGUUAAACACUACAAAAAAGAUAUUUCCUACCACUGAAAACCAAUGUUUAGUGAUCUAAUCAAAUAUGUGUAAAGCUUCUGCUUCUGUUUUGGUAGUGCUUGUUCCUCUUCUUGCUUUGCUCUGUACCACAGUAAUGUACAUGUGCCAAAUGACACUGCUACUGCUGCAACUGCCAGUACUGAAUGCAAGAACUUCACACACAGACUUUUUACAGCAGCUACACUGAAAUCUGUCAUCUGCUUUGUUUUGUGCGCAGUUUGUAUCGUUGACAGUCCAUCGCUCAGAUACAUGGGGAUGCUGCAUUUUCUGUAUUUGAUUGUGAUUCAUAGAUUAUAAAAGGGUGGAGGUCCUAGUAUGGAUAUACCUACAGACAGAAAUAGAGCAGACAAAUGAUUCUCCAUCUCGUUGGUAUAGACAGUAUAGUCUGUCCUGUUUCUAACAUUAUGUUUCUGUUAAAUGUAAGCUCCGGUUCAGGUCUGUAAUCUUAUGAAUGUGUACAUACAAGACUGUCUCUAACAGCAUCUUUGUGGGCUAACUGGAGUGCCUCGCUCAUUCAGGAUAGGUCUGAUGGGUUUGUCCAACAUGACAUGGGUGACCAAUCAAGGUGUCUUUUUCUCAGCAGGUUACUAGUUGGGAAUACUGUAUAUGGAACUCAGCAGUUUUCUAUUCUGUAACAUAAUGGAAUAUGUGAACUUGUAUGUAUGUAAAAGGUGAUUCUUGUUAUUGGGAUUGUUUUUUAUAAGGUAUAAAACUCUUGAGUUCUGUAUAAUUUACUGCUUCACAAACCCAUAACCUACUGUACCUGGCUUUAACACUACAGAACAGUACAUGGGAGAAGACACAGUAUUGAAUGUUUUUGCCCGCAUUUCUUAAAUACAGCGCUUGUUCUGUAGAAGAAUGCAUAUUCUUAGUGCCAAGUGAGAUGUAGAUACUUACUGAGUGGAUGAUUAAAAGAAGCACUAAUGUGUUUUUCUUUAUUCCCCCUUUUCCUUUGUUUGUCUUCCAUACCAAUUGAAACAUGACAGAAAUAACAAGUUGCCUUCAAGAGUGGACUGACUAAAAGAGAAGACUAGAGGAGAGCAAGGGUUUGUGUUAGAAAAUCUUUGUGUAUGGAGGCAUAGACCAGAAUUUGCUAUUAGAUAAAGUGGAGAAAAGAAGCACAUUUAAACUAUAUAUAUAUAUACAAGAGAAUAUUUGUUAAAUUGAAUGGUUUUAUGUAUUUCUUUUUUAUAUUGAUUUGGGUUUAAUUGUUUUGGGUGCUCUGGGUGAACGCAUAUGCAAUCAAUUUUUAUGUUUUGAUUUAAAACAUUCAGUCUAAUUAAAUGCAAAACAAGUUAGCUAAACAAAAUCCUCCAACACAUUCAUCAGAUACUGGAACACUAAUGGUAAAAUCUGAUUCUGGACUACACCUUAAUCUCUGCCUUGGCUCUUAAAGUUGCACAUUCUCAUUUCUGAAUGAAUUAUGUAACUAGCAAUACUGUUUUUAAUAAAAAAGAAAAUUAUUUCUCA